CUAUAAAUACCAAGUUUGUGAUCAAUAAAAUUAUUAGUUUGCUCUCAUCUAGUUUUAUCAACUAACUGUAGCGCAACAUUCAAAACAACAAGUAUAAUGGCAGCUAAGAUUGUUGUAUUUGUCGCUUGUGUGGCUUCCGCUCUGGCCGUACACGUUGGUCCAAACUACAGACAAGCAUACACCAUCCCAGCGUAUUCAGCACCGGCUUAUGCUGCGACAGCUUACGCUGCCCCGAUAUAUGCAGCCCCCCUUGUGAAAUCUUACGUCCCAGAACCAGACCACACCCCGGCUGCAUACAACUUCGAGUACGGUGUCAAUGACCCACACACCUACGACAUCAAGAGCCAACAAGAAUACUCUGACGGAAACGGCAAUGUUAAAGGAUCGUACAGUUUAGUGGAACCUGACGGCAGCACUCGUGUCGUCGAAUACACCGCUGAUGACCACAAUGGUUUCAACGCUGAAGUCAAGAAAAUCGGUGGACACAAUGCCGUAUAUGGCGCUCAAUUACCGGCCCUCAAAACUGCUUAUGCCGCCCCUUCUUACGCACAUCACGUAUACUAAUCGUAUUAUUCAAUGUAAUUCUUGCAAGUAGAAUGGAAGUAGUUUUUCUAAAACAUUAAUUUCUUUUUUUUUUCUUCCGAUAACAUUGUUACAGUUUUUUUCAUCAUCUUUUUUUAUACAUUAACUUGUAUUUGUUUUUACAAUUUUGCAGUUUAGUAGUCAAUUGUUUUGUAAAUAAAAUUUUCAUCACCAUCUUAA
Messenger RNA from Daktulosphaira vitifoliae (grape phylloxera), 762 nucleotides. RefSeq names its product cuticle protein 8-like. The record is from RefSeq and is a predicted model, not a curated record. Gene Ontology annotation, cellular component: extracellular matrix. Bases 97 to 564 code for a protein of 155 amino acids. The transcript is spliced from 2 exons. NCBI's taxonomy places the organism in Eukaryota, Metazoa, Arthropoda, Insecta, Hemiptera, Phylloxeridae.